Molecule: messenger RNA, 4292 nt
Organism: Antechinus flavipes (yellow-footed antechinus)
Lineage: Eukaryota; Metazoa; Chordata; Mammalia; Dasyuromorphia; Dasyuridae
Gene: VTI1A
Product: vesicle transport through interaction with t-SNAREs 1A
Exons: 9
Coding region: 163-837 (224 amino acids)
Biological process (GO): intracellular protein transport; intra-Golgi vesicle-mediated transport; vesicle fusion with Golgi apparatus
Cellular component (GO): SNARE complex; late endosome membrane; endoplasmic reticulum membrane
Molecular function (GO): SNAP receptor activity; SNARE binding
Source: RefSeq, a predicted model, not a curated record
GCGUCCAGACGCACUAGUAGCACAACCCGGAAGCGGCCGGUCUGGGAGCUGUCCUGGGUUCUCGCUGCAGCCGCUGCCGCCUCUGCUGCCAGCCGACUUUCGGCGCUUCGGAGCCGCUGUCCUUAUCCGCUCCGGACCGAGCCCCAAAUCCUCACAAUAGCCAUGUCAUCGGACUUCGAAGGCUACGAGCAGGACUUCGCGGUGCUAACCGCAGAGAUAACCAGCAAGAUCGGGAGGGUCCCCAAACUCUCUCCAGAUGAGAAGAAACAGAUGGUUGCUAAUGUGGAGAAACAGCUAGAAGAAGCAAAAGAACUCCUUGAACAGAUGGACCUAGAAGUCCGAGAAAUCCCUCCACAGAACAGAGGAAUGUAUGCCAGCAGAAUGAGGAGCUACAAGCAAGAAAUGGGAAAGCUUGAAACAGAUUUUAAAAGGUCACGGAUCGCCUACAGUGACGAAGUACGGAAUGAGCUCCUAGGGGAUGAUGGGAAUUCCUCGGAGAACCAGUUGAUAAAAUUACGUGAAGAGAGGGCACAUCUGCUCGAUAACACAGAGAGGCUGGAAAGGUCAUCUCGGAGACUAGAGGCUGGAUACCAAAUAGCAGUGGAAACCGAGCAAAUUGGCCAGGAGAUGUUGGAAAACCUCAGUCAUGACAGGGAGAAGAUACAACGUGCUCGGGAAAGGCUUCGAGAAACAGAUGCUAACUUGGGAAAAAGUUCUCGGAUCUUGACAGGAAUGUUGCGAAGGAUCAUCCAAAACCGUAUUUUGGUGGUUAUCUUGGCAAUCAUCGUGGUCUUCACCAUCCUGACGGCUAUUUUUAUUUCUGUCAAAGGACACUGAUGUAUCUGCUCUUCCCUGAUAUACAGCACCACACGCCUUGUUCUGAGUAAUUAAGACAAAGUGGUCACAUGAAUCAUCCCUUUGCACUGACAGGCCCGAGUGCCCCCUUCUCCUCCCCCACUCUUGCCGCUGUUCAACUUUGGUGCAAGGAGUGUAAAAGAUGUUUUCUAUUCUUGAUUGCAUGUGGGGUGAUUUCUUCUCCUGCUGAUGUCUUCACAGAGAUAUUUUUUGGGAAGCUUAAUUUGUCUUGAAAAAAUUUCACUGAAUGGUCAAAAUAGUAUUUGUCAAAUUCCUUCUCUAACCUAUGAAAACAGAAAAGGCCAAGUUGUUGGGGAUGGGGGAGGGGGUGGUACUAUUGGAGGAAUAGGGGAAGAAGGGAGGGGAACACAGAUAUGAGUUAUUUAAUGCUUCCGUCAGCUUGUGUUGGUUGUCAGAACCCUUGUUCUGUUUGUCAGAACUCUUGUUGUGUAUGCCUUUCUGUGGUGUCCAGAUGUACAAGUGAAGAAGAAACCAGGUGAUAAAGAAAGUGAGUUUCUCUUAAGAACCAAUCCAGUUCAUGAGAGAGGAAGGAGAAGGAAAAAGGAGCAAACCUCUGGCUUAAUUGUAAAGGAGGCUGUAGAAUGUGAGCUGUGUAGUAAAUUGACCUACAGCUUUCCCUGUUUUUCUAUUGAAUAUAUUUUUACUAAAAUUGCCUAAUAUCUACUUUUUACAACUUUCAUUACUGGCUGUGAGACGUGUUUCUUUGCUUCAUAAGAGCUCAGACUUCCUCAUAUUUACUAGCAAGAUGAGGCCUUGCUCAACAUUUAAUUGUGACCUGGGCAUUCCAGACCAAUUUAAUCAUCUCUCUAUCUUUCCAGUUUUAAUAUUUGUGCUGCCAAGCGCAGCCCCUAGUAUAAGUAAAAGGUCUGACAAGGUUCUCUCCAUAUCCAUUUCCGUAUGUAAAGAGAACAUGAAUAUUUCAGUAAGAGGGAGAACAUGACUCCAUUAGUGUGAAAUUUCAAAUGUGAUUAUAAAUAUGAUGAUGUUCUGUAGUAAGAAAAACUUGAAUAAACUUUAUCUGAAACAUCCACUAGCCUCCUUGAAAACAGUGAAUUAUAACAGAAUACGGGAAAGGAGGGGUCAGGGAGAGGCAUCGUUUAGCUGAUGUUUUGACUAACCAAUAUUCUCAAGACCUUCCUGAAUUGGAUAUUUGUUCAAAUUUGUAAUUUGAUUUGUGAUUUUGAAUUUCUUUUUCUGAAGUCCUGGGGAUUGCAGUUGAAAUGAGUUCAUUUGUAAUCAGGCUUAAAGUUGUUCAAGCGAAGAUUGUGAGAUAGGUUGUUGUAUUUUUCCCAGCCACAAAGCAAAAGGUGUUUUUAUUACAGCUUCCUAGGCUGCCUUUGAAUAUACUUGGAAGGUUCAGAGUCCUGGAAAUCAAACCUGUUGUCUCUCAUAGAAAUGUUUAAUAACUUGUGUGUCCGGCCAGCAGUCACCUGGCUGGAACAUUUGCUUUCUUUUUUUUUUCUUUUUUUUUUUUCCGCCCAAACCAACUCAGAAGAGAACUAUUACCGUUCAGAAAGGAAAUGCAGGGAUGCAAAGAUGGUGAAAUUCACCAGAGAAAUGGUACUUAUCUAAGCAGGUUAGGGCAUGCAUGUGUUCCGAUAAAUCAUUUAGUAUUGUGUAAAUAAAGCUGCAGCCUCUCCUUUGGAAUGAUGGUGAGGGAGUAAGAUGGAGUGAAGUGGGACCUGGAGAAGGAAUGGAAGCCUGUGUUAAUUUUCCUAUCAGCUUUAGGAAUUCAUCUGGUCAUGAAUCUUUUAUUCAGAUUACAAAAAUCUGUUAGCACUAAAAAAACAUUAUAGAAAUCAUUUUUAAAAAACACUUCUUUCUGUUUGGAGUGCUAAUAGUAUGGCUCUAAUAGCAUGUCCUCUCUAGUGUUCAUUCAGAUCUAUUGAUCCUAAAGUAUACAUCUACUUAUCUAGUUACCGAAGCAUGCUCCAGUACCUAGCAGUGGCUUCUGGAUCCACCAAGGGAGCCCAAUCAAUUUUGUAAUCCAGAUUUUUAAGCUCUAAACUAUCUCCCUUAAACCUGUAAUUCAUGUUGAAGUCACUGCUAUGAGAGAGGGAAUAGAGUACUAAUUUUUCAGGGACUAGUUGCCUUUUGCCCAUGUCACUGUCAAUAUGUGCUGUUGUCCAAACUUCAUUUCUGCACUUUGGGACAGGGGUAUCAAAGUUGAACAGACACGCCUCACCAGCUCCCCCUUCCUCCUGUAAUGACCCCCUGUGGUAAGGCAAGCCCGUUUGUCUCUGGGGAGAGUUGGGAUGAAGUAGAUUUGGAGGAUCUCUUGAACUCCCCCAUCAUGACGCUUGAAUAGAUGUUGGAAAAAUUGAGAAGAAAAGUACCCUCCAGAGGGCAUAUUCCCUCACCUCCCAUCCCUCCCCAGAUUUGGGUAUUCCCACAUUUGCCGGAAGUAGCUUGUCAAAUUUGAAGCAGGUCUUGGAUCUGUGAAUGAUUCUAAGUACUUACAAAUGUAAGCCUCAAAGAGUCGAAUGUUUCUAAUGUCGGUUGCCUUUGUUGGAAAUGAUGCAUGGGAGAAAGGGGGGUGCGGUAUAUUACUGUGUAAAAUUCAUGCAGACUAAAACCGUUUCCCUGACAGAAUAAAUAAAACGCUGUUACCCUGAUCCAAAAUCAAAAGCAAUUUAAUUAAAGACGCUUAAGUUUUAAAGAGUUUUAAAUGCUCCACAUUGAGGGAAAAUAUCUAAAAAUGCAGCGGGCCUGACGUCAGUUCCCAUCCCGGGGCUGGAAGGCCAUUUGCUAUUCUGUUUAAGGCAGGCUGGAUUGUCUUAUUUUGGAACUAGCUUGGUGGGGGGUUUGCUUUGCUCCUGCUUCUGAGCCCCGAGCUUCAAAGGCAGAAAUUAAUGGUGAACAAAAUUGUGCAGCUCUGACCAUCCCAUGCGGGGCAAACCCAUUGAGGGUUAUCAUUAAGUAAAGAAAUAAAGAGGAAGAAACCCUGCCCGGUCCAAAAAACCUCAUCAGAUAAUGACCUCAGUGAUUGGGUUUUCAUUACCAAACAGCAUCCAAAGAUUGCCUACCCCAUGGAAAAAAAAAAAGGAAAGAAAAGAAAAAAAGAAAGAAAGAAAGAAACAGAAACUGUCUUCUCUCUUUCCCUCUCUCUUUCUCCUUUUUUUUUUUUUUUUUUUGCACAUCUUUUCUUUAAAACUGUCAGAUCAUUUCAGUAUUUCAAAUCCGAGGAAAACAGCCUGCCUGCUGCUGUAUUUGAAGUUGUAAUGGUGUCAAAAAGUCACGACUGACUGACAGCCGUCAGUCCCAGAGGAGCUCAUUAAAUCAUAAAAACUUGACAAGGAAAUAAUUGCGCAUCACCGGCAACUUGGCGCCUGUUUAGACGUUUUUAUUUUCUUUCAUUAUUAGUCCCCACCAUUACGUUCAUUAACAAAUUGCAUUAAACAACUGUUAAGGGCUAA